CCCUGCUCAUUAUUGUUUGGACCAUUUGCACCUGCGCUCCCGCAAGAGAGGCCACCUCACCAAAUAAGGGCACGUGAGCGACCACUGCAGGGAUGACGUCGAAGGGGCGAUUACAAAAGAACCGGAGAGCGCGCACGGUUGAGAUGUGGACCUGAACCGGAGGGGGGGCACGCGGGGUCUAAUCUGCUUACGGAAGAAGCCAUUCAACUUGCGGAAAGUCUCUGCGCUAAUCCGCUGAAGUAUUCAUGUUCAGCUGUCCCGCGGCGGCGCAUCACACGGGGCGCGCGCACGCACGCACGCACGCGCGCGCACUUGUGGCUCAUACGCGGGCCGUAUGAAAUACGAUAAACGUGCAUACGUGUAAACGUGCCUCUGCACAAGUCGCCGUGCGUCACGUUGCAGGAUCGAACUGGCGGUUUGUGCUGUCUGCGCCCGUGACGAUGCGCUGACGCGCCUUCUAGCGGCACCACCCCGGAGGAGAGGAGAGGAGCGGGGAGGGGAGGAGCGGGGAGGGGAGGAGAGGAGAGACGAGAGGAGUAGUGUGCAGACGGAACGAGCGAGGCACCGACUGGGAGCCCGCUUCGCGCUUUCUUCUUCUCCUGCCCUGACACGCCGUGGACAGACGCCCCCCUUCCUCCCCCCCCCCGGCUGUGCAAGUCCCGGGGACGACAUUUGACGGCAGAAUUCCUGCCUCCCCCCUCCCCUCCCCGGUAGCAUCACCGGGGCUCUUCUGCAGAGAUGGAGGUACCAGGCUUGGCGCACAACAUCACCAGUCCGUUGAGUCCCUGCGAGGGGAUGAUCAAGGACCUGAGCUUGGACGCCUUACAGUUAUGCGAGCGAGAUGGUAGUAUCUCCGAGAUGGAGGAGCUUCCUGUUCCUCAGAACAUCAAGAUCAGCAACAUCACCUGUGACUCCUUCAGGAUCUGCUGGGACAUGGAGCCGCGCGGCAAGGAGCGCAUCACACACUACUUCAUUGACCUGAACAAGAAGGAGAACAAAAACUCCAACAAGUUCAAACACAAGGAUGUUCCUACCAAGCUGGUAGCCAAGGCAGUGCCGCUGCCCAUGACGGUCAGAGGUCACUGGUUCCUGAGCCCUCGCACCGAGUACACCGUGGCGGUCCAGACGGCAUCAAAACAGACCGACGGGGACUACGCCAUCUCCGAGUGGAGCGAGAUCAUCGAGUUCUGCACUGCUGAUUAUUCCACAGUGCACCUAAACCAGCUGAUGCAAAAGGCCGAGGUCAUAGCCGGCCGGAUGCUGCGCUUCUCCGUCUUCUACCGGAACCAGAAUAAAGAGUACUUUGACCACGCCAGGGAGGCGCAGGACAACCGGAUGCUGCAGUCGGUGAAAGACAACAGCGGCAGCCACGGGUCGCCCAUCAGCGGCAAGCUGGAGGGCCUUUUCUUCAGCUGCAACACCGAGUUCAACACGGGCAAGCCCCCGCAGGACUCCCCGUACGGCCGCCACCGCUUUGAGGUCAAGGCCGACGCGCUCUUCAACCCCGACACCAACCUUUACUUCGGAGACUUCUACUGCAUGUACACAGCCUACCACUUUGUCAUCCUGGUCCUGGCGCCGAAGGGCUCGGCGGGAGACGAGUUCUGCAAGCAGAGGCUCCCCGCGCUGGACAUCGCCGACAACCGCUUCCUCACCUGCAAGCAGGGGGAGGAGGGCGACGGCAGCCUGGUGUUCCACCACGCCCAGGACGUCAUCCUGGAGGUGAUCUACACGGAGCCCGUGGACUUGGCGUCGGGCACGGUGGCCGAGAUCAGCGGGCACCAGCUGAUGAGCAUGUCCACGGUGAACGCCAAGAAGGACCCCAGCUGCAAGACCUGCAACAUCAGCGUGGGGCGCUAAGGAAAAGGCACAUUUUAGGACGGGGGGGGGGUGGAAGGGCUGGGGGGGGGGGGAGUAGCAUCGACCGACCUCUAAACACACACACAGUAAGUCCACAUGUUCUCAUGAAGCAGAACAAAAACAUGCAUGAAGCAGCAGAUUUGAAAGGCUCCCAGAUGUGUCCUCUGAGGAGACCUCCAUUCCCAAAGAAGAGAGGAGGGAACACACGCUCUGCCACCUGCACCACCGUCUCCUCAUCUAAAAAGGGUUGCCCUACAUGUAAAAAAAAAAAAAAAGAAA
This is a messenger RNA of Pungitius pungitius (ninespine stickleback), 2139 nucleotides long. Its product is annotated as phytanoyl-CoA hydroxylase-interacting protein-like. The transcript has 5 exons. Bases 739 to 1860 code for a protein of 373 amino acids. Lineage: Eukaryota; Metazoa; Chordata; Actinopteri; Perciformes; Gasterosteidae. Gene Ontology annotation, cellular component: cytoplasm. The record is from RefSeq and is a predicted model, not a curated record. Gene Ontology annotation, molecular function: protein binding.